CUAACACUAGCUGUUGUGUUUUUGACUUUUUGAGUUUGCGUGUGUCUGCUACCGCUUAAGAUAGUCAACAUUACGCAACUAAGUUCUCAACUUAGACAUAGAAGCAGUUCCAAAUUAACAAGGCAGAGAGGAUCAAAACUCAAAAGCCAAAAGGGAAAGGAAGAUGGGGAAGCUGAAGGUGUAUGCGGAUCGUAUGUCCCAGCCUUCUCGUGCAGUCCUCAUCUUCUGCAGGGUUAAUGGAAUUGACUUCGAGGAGAUUAAGGUAGAUAUUUCCAAAGGUCACCACCUCACUCCUGACUUUACGGAAGUAAACCCUCUGCAGAAAGUUCCGGCUAUUGUUCAUGGAAACUUGAAGCUCUCCGAGAGCCAUGCAAUCCUAUUAUAUCUUGCUUCUGCUUUUACUGGAAUUGCUGACCACUGGUAUCCAACUGAGCUGUCUAGAAGAGCCCAAAUUAACUCAGUAAUGGAUUGGCAUCAUUCUAAUUUACGAAAUGGAGCAGUGAAUUAUGUAAUACAUACUACACUAGCACCUGCCCUUGGCCGUCAACUGAAUCCAAAAGCAGCUAUUGAAGCAGAAAAGGUUUUAUUAUCUUCUCUGAAAGCACUGGAGGAUUUCUGGCUCAAUGGAGAUGAUGGAGGCUUUCUGUGUGAUAACACCCAACCAUCGGUGGCUGAUCUCAGCAUGGUUUGUGAACUUAUGCAACUUGAGGUUUUGGAUGAGAGGGAUCGCAGUCGAAUAUUAUCUCCUUACAAGAAAGUUCUUCAGUGGAUUGAGAAUACAAGAACUGCAACGAAUCCUCAUUUUGAAGAAGUACAUAAUAUCCUUUACAGAGUUAAAAAGAAAUUCGAACAGCAGCGGGCAAGGACAGCUGAAACGGGGACUGAUCCUAGCAACAGGAUGGGGGGACCUUCAAAGAUAUGAAACUGAUGACUUUAUCUUUGUUGCUGAAGUGUGACAUAAAUUAGAUUUUCCUUUCAGAAUACCUGUAUGCCUUAUAAUAAAGGUAUCAUAUGACACCACUAUACAUGGAGUAUCCGCAGCAUAUUUUGCACGUGUAAGACUCAGAAAUAAUAGAAGAGAUGCGAUUGUACAUGGGUAACA
Messenger RNA from Arachis stenosperma, 1102 nucleotides. RefSeq names its product glutathione S-transferase T1-like. NCBI's taxonomy places the organism in Eukaryota, Viridiplantae, Streptophyta, Magnoliopsida, Fabales, Fabaceae. The record is from RefSeq and is a predicted model, not a curated record. Bases 164 to 922 code for a protein of 252 amino acids. The transcript is spliced from 7 exons.